Papilio machaon (common yellow swallowtail) is the source of this 1039-nucleotide messenger RNA. RefSeq names its product m7GpppX diphosphatase (gene Dcps). Gene Ontology annotation, biological process: deadenylation-dependent decapping of nuclear-transcribed mRNA. The transcript has 4 exons. Gene Ontology annotation, molecular function: hydrolase activity; RNA 7-methylguanosine cap binding. Lineage: Eukaryota; Metazoa; Arthropoda; Insecta; Lepidoptera; Papilionidae. Bases 8 to 1009 code for a protein of 333 amino acids. The record is from RefSeq and is a predicted model, not a curated record. Gene Ontology annotation, cellular component: P-body; nucleus.
UUACAAAAUGUCCGACACUAAUUCCGAAAAUGACGUUUUAGGGCCGCCUUCCUUAAAGAAAAUUAAAAUUGACGAGCAAAAUGAGAACGGUGUCGACGACAUUCAAUUGGAAUUGAAAGACUUUAUUCCUGUGAAAAUUCUUAACAAUAAUACGAAUAGGAAAACUGUGUGUAUUCAAGGUACAUAUAAAGACAAAACUGGUGUGGCUUUGGUUUUGUUAGAAAAAAAUGCUUUCAAAGAAGAAGAUUUAGACAAUAAAGGGUAUUUUAGUGAGGAUACAAAGCUGCGAACGUUCUUCAAGAACGAUAUUUAUGGUUACUUCGAAUGUUUCCCGCUUCCUGAAAUAAAUGGUGUAAAAACAACAAUCAUCUACCCUGCUACAGAGAAGCAUAUCACAAAAUUCAGUCAACAAGAAGUUCAUGUUAUAUUGGAAACUCCAGAGUUGUAUGAAAAAUUGACUCUACCACAUAUUGAAAAAGAACAGUUUAAUUUACAGUGGGUGUACAAUAUUCUAGAAGGUAAGAGUGAGCAGGACAGAGUGAUAUACGAUAACAAGUGUGAAAGAGAAGGCUUUGUCCUAGUCCCGGAUCUAAAGUGGGACGGUCUCACUAAGGAGACAUUGUAUUUACUAGCUAUUGUGAGACAAAGAGGUAUCAAGUCUUUGAGGGAUUUGAAUGAAACACAUUUGCCGUUACUAAAGAGAGUCCGAGACGAGGGAAAGAAAACAAUAUACUCAAAGUACAAAGUGUCAGGUAGUCAGUUACGUGUCUAUCUUCAUUACCAACCUUCAUUCUAUCAUUUACACAUUCAUUUUACAUAUCUAAGACACGAAGCACCCGGUAUAUAUGCGGAGAAAUCACAUUUACUUGACACUGUCAUUAAUAAUAUUGAAAUGAUGGGAAAUUACUAUAAAAAAGCAACUUUACCUUUCACAAUUCGUGAAAUGGAUACCAUUUUUAAUGUCUAUGAAACAAACGGACAUGUAGAAAGAAUUAAGACGGAUAAAUAAAAUAAUAUAAGUGAAAAUGUUAGUAAAAAA